UGUCUUGCGGUAUUCAUUAGAUUUAAAACUCCCGUGGCUCAGUGACAUCCACGAGUGGCGGUGCUUUCAAAGAACACAGCAUUGCUUUCCAAAACUCACGAACCAAACGCGGACAGCUUGGCAGUUCUGUUCAGUUGAUUUGACCAGGCAAGCACACAACUCUCUUUGUCAAGACAAGCACCCGGCAUCUGACUGAUUGCAUUGCAUGACCCAAGAGAGAAUAAAUCAUAAUCAUCCCUCAUCAUCGACACAACAGCACCAUGAAGCUUCGUCUAUUGAUUGCCUCUCUGGUGGCAACCGCCGCACAGGCAGGGACACCUGAUAAUGUCUCUAGUAGAUUAAUGAUCCAUAUCCCACACAAUCUCUUUAAAGAACAAGGCUACGACCACCGCGAAGCUCUCUUUGGAGUCCCCCCCUACGGUGGAUCCAUCGCGCAAAAUGUCUACUACGCCAACUCGGAUCUCUGCGACGCCAACGUGGACACUCGUGGCGGCUACCCGGAACGCGAUACCGAGAAGGACGGCAAAAUGAAACCCUGGCAGUCUCCCUACAUUCUCAUGGUCGACCGCGGUGGCUGUACGUUUGUCCAAAAAGUCCGCAACGCCCAACGCUCGGGAGCCGCUGGUGUCGUCAUUGCCGACAAUACCUGCCUCUGUAACGACAAUGAAUGUACCACCGAAAAUCAAGGCGCCUGCGAAACCACCGAACCCAUCAUGGCUGAUGAUGGUUCUGGUGCCGACAUUUCCAUCCCUUCCUUUCUCAUGUUCAAGCGUGAUGCCGACAAAGUCAAGAACGAACUCACACAAAACCGGCCCGUUCAAAUUGAAAUGGCAUGGUCCUUGCCCAGUCCCGAUGAUCGCGUCGAAUACGAUCUCUGGACCGUUCCCACUGAUGCCGUCAGUCGCGAAUUCUUGAAAAGCUUCAAGGUCGUGGCGGAAGCUUUGGGAGAACGCGCCUACUUUACGCCCCACAUGUACAUUUACGACGGUGUCCGCUCGCACUGCCAAGGCAACGACGGAGAAAACUUUUGCUACAACCUUUGCACGAAUAAUGGGCGCUAUUGCGCAACUGACCCUGACAAUGACUUGGACCACGGAAUUUCGGGAGCCGAUGUCGUGAAAGAAUCCUUGCGUCGUUUGUGUGUCUGGAAAGACUACGGAGCCAAGGAUGGUGUUGGAUCCAUCUGGUGGGACUAUGUUCGCGAAUUCAUGGACCGCUGCUCUUCCGCCGACUAUUUUGCCAAUGAUGACUGCGUCCGGGAUGCCUACAAGCAUGCCAAGGUCGACGGCGAUUUGAUUGAGCGUUGCAUGCAAGACAGUGGAGGUUUGGAGAAGGACUCUGGAAAUGCCUUUUUGGAUAUUGAAAUUGAAUCACAGGCACAGCGUGGUGUUGUGGUCGUCCCCACGGCUUUUGUCAACACGGCUGCCAUUCGUGGUUCCUUGACCGUUUCCAAUGUGUUCACCGCCAUUUGCGCUGGAUUCGUCCAGGGAACCGUCCCCUCUAUUUGCACCAUGUGCUCCCAGUGCGCCGAUCCCGUCUCGUGCAUUGAAAAGAAGGGACGAUGCCACGCUCACAAGGGAGAGGAGAGCAAGGGAGGCGUCUCGACCCACACAUUCUUCACUUCCAUGCUCUUUGUCAUUUGCGUCUUUGGAGGAUUGGGUGCCUGGCACUACAAAAAGACCAGAGAGGAAAUGAGGGAACAAGUCCGAGGAAUCUUGGCAGAGUACAUGCCUUUGGAAGAUCAGGAGGGAAACAACGGUAUGAUGAUGGGUGGAUCUCCCAUGAAUUUUGCCAUGGGUGGGCAGAAGACGUCUCUCAUCGGAUAAGUAAGAUGCGGCGGAUGGAUGAAUGGAAGUUUAAAAAGAAAAAAGGUGGGCAAGCGCUACUCGGAAUGGAAUUUCGGGAUAGCGUGAAGGUGCUCUGUUCAAGAAACGAAAAUAUAGAAAGAAAAAAUGAGGAAGGAGAUCCUGUCCUUGGUAUUAAUCAAUCCAUAGUUUAAUUUAAAAAGUUGGCUUUUCAC
Messenger RNA from Seminavis robusta, 2020 nucleotides. NCBI's taxonomy places the organism in Eukaryota, Bacillariophyta, Bacillariophyceae, Naviculales, Naviculaceae. The record is from the annotation of a GenBank genome assembly.